AUGAGUAAAAUUAUUGGAAUAGAUUUAGGUACUACAAAUUCAUGUGUAGCAAUUAUUGAAGGGAAAAAUGCAAAAAUUAUUGAAAACCCUGAUGGUGCUAGAACAACACCAUCUGUAGUUUCAAUAGAUAAAGAUGGCAAUUUUAUUGUUGGUAUUCGUGCAAAAAGACAAUCAAUUACAAAUCCCAAUACUGUUUCUUCAAUAAAAAGAUUAAUGGGUACAACAACAAAAACAAAAUUAAAUGGUAAAGAAUAUACUGCAGAACAAAUUUCAGCAGAGAUUCUUCGUUAUUUAAAAGAAUUUUCUCAAAGAAAAAUAGGUCAAAAAAUAACUAAAGCAGUAAUUACUGUGCCUGCUUAUUUUAACAGUACACAAAGACAAGCUACAAAAAAUGCUGGUAAAAUUGCUGGUUUAGAAGUUUUAAGAGUUAUAAAUGAACCAACUGCUGCUGCAUUAUCAUAUGGAAUUGAUAAAGAUAAAAAAGAACAUAAAGUUCUUGUUUUUGAUCUUGGAGGUGGUACAUUUGAUGUUUCAUUAUUAGAAAUUGAUAAUGGAACAUUUGAAGUUAUUGCAACAAAUGGAUUAAAUGAUUUAGGUGGUGAUGAUUUUGAUCAAAAAAUUAUUAAUUAUUUAAUUGAAGAAUUUAAAAAAGAAAAUGGUAUUGAUUUAUCAAAAGAUAAAAUGGUUAUGCAACGUCUUAAAGAUGCUGCUGAAAAAGCAAAAAUUGAAUUGUCAGGUUCAUUAGAAACUACAAUUUCAUUACCAUUUAUUACACAAAGUAAUAUGGGUCCAUUACAUCUUGAAAUAAAAUUAACACGUGCUAAAUUUGAAGAAAUAACUGAAGAUUUAGUUAAUAAAACACUUGGGCCAUUACAUCAAGUUAUAAAAGAUAGUAAAGUUGAUAUUAAAGAAAUAACUGAAAUAUUAAUGGUUGGUGGUUCAACAAAAAUGCCUAUGAUUUCAAAACUUAUUGAAAGAGAAUUAAAUAGAAAAGUUUCAUUUUCAAUUAAUCCAGAUGAAGCUGUUGCAAUGGGUGCAGCAAUUCAAGCAGGUGUUUUACAAGGUGAUAUGAAAGAUAUUUUGUUAUUAGAUGUAAUUUCAUUAUCAUUAGGUAUUGAAACAAUGGGUGGUGUAAUGACUACUUUAAUUACAAAAAAUACAACAGUUCCUACAUCAAAAUCACAAGUAUUUUCAACUGCAAGUGAUAAUCAACCAAGUGUAGACAUUCAUGUUUUACAAGGUGAAAGAAAAUUUGCAAAUGAUAAUAAAACAUUAGGAAGAUUUCAACUUUCAGAUAUCGAACCUGCUCCACGUGGUAUACCACAAAUUGAAGUUACAUUUGAUAUUGAUGAAAAUCAAAUUUUAUCUGUUAAAGCAAAAGAUUUAAAAACAAAGAAAGAACAAUCAAUUGUAAUUAGAGAUGCUGGUUCAUUAAGUAAAGAAGAAAUUGAUAGAAUGGUAAGAGAAUCUGAAGAAAAUGCAAAAAAAGAUGAAGAAAAAUUACGUGCUGUUACUUUAACAAAUAGAGCAGAUUCUGCAAUUUAUCAAAUGAAAAAAUCUUUAGAUUCUGAAACUAAAGAUUUAAAUGAAAAACAAAAAGAACAAGCAGAAAAAGAAAUAUUUGUCAUUAAUGGAAAAACAGAUGAAGAACCUCCAAAUGUUAAUUUUUGA
This is a messenger RNA of Lingula anatina, 1671 nucleotides long. Its product is annotated as chaperone protein DnaK-like. Lineage: Eukaryota; Metazoa; Brachiopoda; Lingulata; Lingulida; Lingulidae. The record is from RefSeq and is a predicted model, not a curated record.